GCUGUUUGUGAGAUGCCUGACUUUUAUGACAGCUGCAUACAUCGUCAGCUUAUUUCGUCAUUUUAUCGCUCUUUGAAGAGUUUUCGGUAAUUCCACUUCCGCACUUUUUUUUGUAACGUUCUCUAGCGUGGCAUCUGAAUGGUACCAAAUCUCGUUGGUAGGAUGAUGCUCUUUUGACCGAACACCAUCUGCAGUGGGGGUUCUUGCAUAAUGUAGGCACGUGCGGAAUUCUGUUCUUGGUGAUCAGAGAGUUCUAGCUUCUUCACCAGCUUCUUGGGAUAUAUCCUGUCAGCGUUACCAGUGCGUAUCAGUUUUGCAUAUUUUAUAAGUUUUUCCAUCAACGAUAUCUGGAUUGAAGCCAUAUUUUCUUGAAUUUCUUCUCGGAUAAUGGACGGGAUUGGACAUCAUAACAGCAACGGGAAGCCCAACAACCACCACAUGUCGUCCAACCAUCCCGGCCAGCAGACGGCGCGGAGUAUCUUCGUGGAGCGCGACUACACGCAGGGCAUACAGGUGCGAUUUCUGGAUAAAUUCCCGCCGGAGCUGGAAGGGAAGCUGGAGCCCGGGACGUUCCAGGCCAUCAUCCAGCGUCUGAACGAGAUCUACGAGGACGCGGAGACGCCCAGCUGCGCGACGGCCUGGGAGAACUGUAUCGGCUGCUGCACCUGCUAUCUGGCCUUCCUCUUCAUGGAGAGCCGAUAUAAUCACUACCUGAAGAAAGCCCGCUCGUACAUUGCCGAGCAGAAUCGCACAUUGUCGGCUCGUGGUGUCACGUUUGUUGAUCCGUACGAAAGAGGGAUGCGUCUGAUUGAAAUCCGCAUCAAAUGAAGUUCCGUGCAGUUUCUGCCUAACUUUUUAUGAUCUUGGAUAUUGGUUUCCGGUUGGCUGCUAACACAGUACACACUAGAGUUUAUUAUUGUGCUGUUGUGUAUUAUGAUUUAUGAUACAGAUACAUUUUGUGUUUAACACUUGGAUUGUUUUUCAUUUGUUUUUAAUCGUGCUGUUUGUUGCUUUUCUACAAUUUUCUUGCGCAUGUGUUUCUUUUAUGGCCAUUUGUAAUGUUCCCCACCCUCGAAAUGUGGUUCGUAGAUGAAUGAUGUUCCACUGUAAUCCCUGCUGUUUUGUGCAAACGAUGAAAAAUUUCUACCGCAACGUUA
Messenger RNA from Paramacrobiotus metropolitanus, 1157 nucleotides. RefSeq names its product golgin subfamily A member 7B-like. The transcript has 5 exons. Gene Ontology annotation, biological process: peptidyl-L-cysteine S-palmitoylation; protein targeting to membrane. The record is from RefSeq and is a predicted model, not a curated record. Gene Ontology annotation, cellular component: palmitoyltransferase complex. Lineage: Eukaryota; Metazoa; Tardigrada; Eutardigrada; Parachela; Macrobiotidae. Bases 388 to 828 code for a protein of 146 amino acids.